GCACUGCAUGCUGGGGGCUGUUAGCGGAAGCGACGGCGACAGUGUUGUUGUGGUGAGAGCGAAGCUCCGCCGUUGUUCGGUUCUGUACGUCCCGGUUUGAGCGCACGGACGGGCAGCGCUGGUACCGUGAAUGCGAGGGGAGGAGUCUUCGGAUUCUGAGUCGGGGAGGAUGGAGGAGAGUUCGGUCCGGAGGAGUUUGGAGGUGCUGUGUCAGGAGCUGAAUAUGGACGAACAGACAGCCAGUGAGGCCAUGGAGAACUUCAGCUCCAUAUGGAACACAUACACGCUGGAGGGGGAGGUGGUCCACUGGCUGGCCUGCUCUCUAUAUGCGGCCUGCAGGAAGGGGUCCACCCCCACCGUGGGGAAGGGGCUGAUGGAGGGCAACUGUGUGUCCCUGACCAGGAUCCUGCGCUCCUCCAAACUCAGCUUGAUCCAGUUCUUCUCUAAGAUGAGGAAGUGGGCCGACAUGUCAAAUCUGUCACAAGACUUCCGGCUUCGGAUGGACCGGCUGGAGCGAAACUUUGAGGUUUCCACUGUGAUCUUCCGAAAGUUUGAGCCCAUCUUCAUGGACAUGUUCCAGAACCCUCAGGGCAGCGAGCCCCCCCGGCAGCCCCGCAGCAGGAAGCACAGACGGCUGCCCUGUCACAUCAGUGACGUCUUCAAGUUCUGCUGGACUCUCUUUGUCUACACUAAAGGAAACUUCCGUAUGAUCGGCGAUGACCUGGUGAACUCGUACCACCUGCUGCUCUGCUGUCUGGACUUGGUGUUUGGCAACGCUCUGCUGUGUGCAAACAGGAAGGACCUCAUCAACCCGUCUUUCAGAGGUCUGCCCCCACAGUACCGCACAGACGGCCAUGUUCUGCCCGAUGAGCCCCCCCCCUGUGUGCUGGAGAGGCUGUGUGAGCUCCAUGAUGGGCUGGUGGUUGAAGCCAAAGGCAUCAAGCAGCACUACUUCAAACCCUACAUCCAGAAGCUCUUCCAGAGACAGAUCCUGAAGGGAAACCCGGAUCUUCUGACGGAGCUGCUGGACCCUCAGAACUUCAUAGACAACAACAAAGCCAUUAACAGGGAGUAUGAGGAGUACGUGCUGACGGUGGGGGACUUCGAUGAGCGGGUGUUCCUGGGAGCCGACGCAGACGAGGAAAUCGGAACUCCGAGGAAGGUCCCUCCAGACCGAUCUGCCGGUCCGAUGCAGCACAGCGUGGAGAAGCCCGCCUCCCUGGCUCCAUCCACGCCGCUGACGGGGCGGGUCUACCUGAAGGAGAAGGACCUGCUCGUCACUCCUGUCUCCUCGGCGACGCAGAGCGUCAGCCGCCUGCAGAGCAUGGUGGCGGGUCUGAGGACGGCCCCCAGCGAGAACCUGAUGCAGAUCUUCAAAACCUGCUCCAGGGAUCCCAGCGGGUCCGUCCUGGCCCGCGUGAAGAGUCUGGGUCAGACCUUCAAAGAACAUUACACCAACGACUCGGAGGACUCUCCCGGUUCUCACAUAGACUUUGCAGAGAACCGGCUGAAACUGGCAGAGAUCCUUUACUACAAGGUUCUGGAGAACGUUCUGGUGCAGGAGACCAAGCGUUUGCAGGGCAGAGACAUGAGUGCUCUGCUGGAACAGGACAUCUUCCACUGCUCGCUGAUGGCCUGCUGCCUGGAGGUGGUGCUCUUCUCCUACAGCUCGCAGAGGACCUUCCCCUGGAUCAUCCAGGUCUUCAAACUGGCCCCGUUCUACUUCUUUAAGGUGAUCGAGGUGUUCAUCCGCUCUGAGGAGGGCCUGUCCAGAGACAUGGUGAAGCACCUGAACUCCAUCGAGGAGCAGGUUCUGGAGAGCAGAGCGUGGACCGCAGACUCGGCGCUGUGGAGCGCCCUGGAGGCUGCGGGGAACAAAGUUCCCUCUGUGGAGGAGGUGAACUUCUCCUCCUGUCUGGACUCGGGUUCCUCUAACGGCGUUCAGCCUCACCUGCCGCUGGCGGCCCACUCCCCCAUCAUCCACCCCCGCAUCCGGGAGUUCAGGGCGGGUUUGGGGAGUGCCCGGAAAGAGGUGCCCCCCUCCCCGCUGUCUGUGCACGACAGGUACAGCUCUCCGGCGGCCGGAAGCGCCAAGCGGCGUCUCUUCGGCGAUGACCCUCCAGCUCCGUCCGUGGGCCUGACCUCCCCCGCGGGGCCUCUGCCCUCCCCAGCCAAGAAACUGACCUUCAGCUCGAGCGGCAGCACAACGCUGAAGAUCGGCGGCCAGGGCGCUCAGACGACGGUCGUGAGUCUCCCGCUUCAAGGCGUGAGCAGCGACCGCACCUUCACCCUCAUCCCCGUCUCGUCCUGCGAUUCCUCUGGAGUCGUGACCGCCCAGUUCCUGCUGACGUCAUCCCCGAGCCGACCCGCCGCCGUCGCCAUGACAACCGAACCCCAGGCGGGAAGCGGCCGGCCGCGGCGCACAGGAUCGCUCGCCCUGUUCUUCAGGAAGGUGUACCACCUGGCCAGCGUCCGUCUGAGGGACCUGUGCAUGAAGCUGGACAUCUCCUCCGAGCUGCGCGGGAAGAUCUGGACGUGUUUCGAGCACUCGCUGGUCCACUGCACCGACUUGAUGAAGGACCGCCACCUGGACCAGCUGCUGCUCUGCAGCAUCUACAUCAUCUCUAAGAUCACCAAAGAGACCCACACCUUCCAGGACAUCAUGAAGUGUUACCGCAGCCAACCACAGGCCAGCAGCUAUGUGUAUCGCAGCGUGCUGAUUCGCCGGACGCCCAAAGACCUGUCAGCUGAUGAGAACAUGGAGGAAGGCUCUGCCUCUGAGGAAGACUCCGCAAAGAAAACCAACCAGCUUCCAGGAAACCCCAAUCCCAUGGAGGAGGAGCGCGGCGACCUCAUCCAGUUCUACAACGCCGUUUACGUGGUGAAGAUGAAGAGCUUCGCUCUGCGAUACGCCACCAGCGAGAACCAGGCUGACGCGCCGCCGCUCUCGCCGUUCCCGUCGGUGCGGGCUCAGCCUCUGUCGCCCCGCCGGGUCUCUCAGAGCCACUCGCUGUACGUCUCCCCCCACAAGAACUCCCCCGGCUGCUUCUCCCCCAACUCCUACACCUACAGGAUCAACAGCAGCCCGUCCAAGGAUCUGUCCGACAUCAACCGGAUGAUCCGACAGGGCUCUGCCAGCAGGAAGAGGGCCUUCACCAUGGAGGGGGACGUGACCAUGGCGUCCGCAUGUGACUCGCCAAGUAAGAGGGCGUGUCCAGAGAACGGCGGUAGCCCGGACGUGCUGCUGAAGCGUCUGCAGGACGUGGUGUCAGAGCGGCAGAGCCACUGACGUCCUGCAGGACAGACGGAGGGUCACACAGGAGACCUCUGCGGGGGUUCUGCUGUACAGAAGAACUUCUAUAGUUCCACCUGCAUCCUGCAGUAAAAAGAAAACAGCAGCAUUUUGACUUCACCUGGUUGGUCUGCAGAGGAUUUUUCUGUUUGAGGUGCAGCUAACGCCACUAGGGGGAGCUCUCAGGUGGAGCGACGCCGCUUCACGUCAUCAAAGAUGAUCUGAUAAGGUCAGACGGCGUUACAGACGGACAGCCUCACCUGGUUUAGAUCAGGUCUGACUGAAGCUCAGCACAUCACUCCUCAUUUUUGGUUUUAGAUGUUUUUAGGUCAUUGUUGAGGUGAAGCAUCCCUCAUUUCCUACAACAAAACCAACCGUGACCCCCCCAGCCCAUCAGAGCUCUGCUCCCUCGGCUUCACAGAUAUUUUCUUCUAGAUAAAAAAAAAACCCGUCAACUUAAGAAAAAUAUUCUCCUCCUGGUCAUUUUAUCUGUGUUUUAUUUUCUUUUAGCAGUAAUUUAUUUUCCCCUUUCCCAUUGACUAGAGGAAAGCACAGGUUUCCAUGACAACAGCAGACCAUGUUUCCUCACAGAGUUUUGCUGAACAUUUGAGAAUUGUUUUCAUUCACAAAAAAUACUAAAGUUUAAAUCAUUUAAAAAAAAAUGGAAAAGGAUCAGAACCUGUUAAUAUUUCCUCUGACGGUCUUCGCUGGUUUUGUAAAAAUCUUUGUUUAAAAGGGUUUGGUCUUUACGCCAGAUGUCUGUCCUGACACAACCCUGUAUGUUUAGGACAAAGGGAGACCCGGCAGCGUGAUUUGUCUGAGGACCCUCACUGGAUUUUUGUAGCUCAUUGGGAAGUGAACCCCUGUGAGUACAAAAACAUUUCCAGUAUAUCUAGAAAACUUAAUUCCCAAACUGCAGGUCUAAGAGCUUCUUUAAGCACAUUUUGGCAUCAACUCCAGAAGUGCUUUCAGGACAAUAUUGCACAAGGAAAACCGGCCAAAUUUUUGGCACAAAUGGAACCCCAUCGGCCCACCUCAGCCAGACUCUGCCUUCAGUGACCCCGAGGUCAACUGAAUUUGAAAACGCUGCUCUAAACGAUUAGCUACUUUUAGCAACUCUGAGCAGACUUUAGUCCAGCAGCCGUUCUUACACGACGCGCCUACAGUGACGCAUCAGAGAAUGAUCUGGUUUUGACGUGUAAAAGAUGCACACUCACACCUAAUGUUGAGGAGGACGUAAAGUGUUGUCACAUUUGCUGGAGCGACUUCUAUCGAUGUAGUCUCAACUGUUGCAUCCUGCUGCUUAUGUCUGAGUAAUGGAGCAGCCAAUCACAAGAGUCUCCGCCUCGUCUGGUGUGAUUGACAGACUCAUUCUGCUGGAAAAGCUCACUGUGAAAUAUUAAGUCAUUCUUCAUAAAAAUAAAAAAAA
Messenger RNA from Oryzias melastigma (Indian medaka), 4721 nucleotides. It is a transcript of the gene rbl1, whose product is annotated as retinoblastoma-like 1 (p107). Gene Ontology annotation, biological process: negative regulation of G1/S transition of mitotic cell cycle; cell differentiation; regulation of transcription by RNA polymerase II. The transcript has 23 exons. Gene Ontology annotation, molecular function: RNA polymerase II transcription regulatory region sequence-specific DNA binding. The record is from RefSeq and is a predicted model, not a curated record. The coding region runs from base 131 to 3289 and encodes 1052 amino acids. NCBI's taxonomy places the organism in Eukaryota, Metazoa, Chordata, Actinopteri, Beloniformes, Adrianichthyidae. Gene Ontology annotation, cellular component: transcription regulator complex; chromatin; nucleus.